Cololabis saira (Pacific saury) is the source of this 854-nucleotide messenger RNA. RefSeq names its product FCF1 rRNA-processing protein (gene fcf1). The record is from RefSeq and is a predicted model, not a curated record. Gene Ontology annotation, cellular component: nucleolus; small-subunit processome. The coding region runs from base 64 to 657 and encodes 197 amino acids. The transcript is spliced from 8 exons. Lineage: Eukaryota; Metazoa; Chordata; Actinopteri; Beloniformes; Belonidae.
UGACGCGGAGGCUUCGGCGCACAUGGGAGGAAGCAGCUCGUCCAGGCAGCAGCAGUUUAAAACAUGGGGAAACAGAAAACAAGGAAGUUUGCUGCGAUGAAGAGAAUGAUAAAUCUAAAGGACAACAGAAUAAAAGAAAAAGACCGUGCUAAAGCAAAAGAAAGAAAGAAGAAGGAUCCCUCAGAGCUUAAGGAACGAGAAGUCCCAAAGUAUCCAUCAUGCCUGUUCUUCCAGUACAACACUCAGCUUGGCCCGCCAUACCACGUUCUAGUCGACACCAAUUUCAUCAACUUCUCCAUCAAGGCCAAACUGGACAUUGUUCAGUCCAUGAUGGAUUGCCUGUACGCCAAAUGUAUUCCAUAUAUCACCGACUGUGUCAUGGCUGAGAUUGAGAAACUUGGAAUGAAGUAUCGAGUUGCACUAAGGAUAGCCAAAGAUCCACGCUUUGAGCGCCUGCCAUGCGCACACAAAGGAACAUAUGCUGAUGACUGUUUAGUCCAAAGGGUAACACAGCACAAGUGUUACAUCCUGGCUACUGUGGAUAGAGAUCUGAAGAGAAGAGUGAGGAAGAUCCCGGGAGUGCCCAUAAUGUACAUCUCAAACCACAGGUUUAACAUUGAACGGAUGCCUGACGACUAUGGUGCUCCAAGGUUUUAAUAUCGCUGCAGUAGAAGUGGACCUGUAAAUACACUCAAGAUUCCAGUUGACUUUUUUUUCCUCCCUUUUGUUCAUAUUUAAAAUAUCAAGUUUUGAAGUUUAAUUUGCAGAGUUUGGGAAUGGGUUGGAUAAUUUUUUUUCUGUCAUUAAAAAUGUUUUUGCAGUUUGCUGUUUGGAUAAAUAAACGAAUUAUUGAA